AUGGGCUGCGCUCCCAGCAUCCACGUCUCGCAGAGCGGCGUGAUUUACUGCCGGGACUCGGACGAGUCCAAUUCCCCCCACCAGACCACCACCACCAUCUCGCAGGGCGCCGCCACCCUGCACGGCCUCUUCAUCAAGACUGACGCGGCCGACUCCAUCCCCUCGGUGCUCGCCUACCAGAGCCGGCAGCCGCCGCCCUGCACCGGCCCCCGCCGCAAGGAGCGCAGGGAGCCCGGCGCCUCCGCCAGGGCCCGGGCGCCCCACUGCUGCGGCAUCGAGGCGGAGACCCAGACCAGCCACAGCAGCGUCAAGCAGGCUUCAACUACAGAGAUACAGAUUGGGCCCAUGAGACUGACACAAGAUCCAAUUCAGGUUUUGCUGAUCUUUGCAAAAGAAGACAACCAGAGUGAUGGUUUCUGGUGGGCUUGUGACAGAGCUGGAUACAGGUGCAAUAUUGCCCGGACACCAGAGUCAGCGCUUGAAUGUUUUCUUGAUAAGCACCAGGAAAUAAUUGUUAUAGAUCAUAGGAACUCCAGAUAUUUUGAUGCAGAAGCUAUUUGCAGGUCUCUUCGUGCCACAAAGCCAUCAGAACACACUGUAAUACUUGCUGUUGUUCCACGCACAUCUGACCAGGAAGAGACUUCUGUUCUUCCCCUUCUUCAUGCAGGCUUUGACAGACGAUUCAUGGAGAACAGCAGCAUAACUGCUUGUUACAAUGAACUGAUUCAAAUAGAAUAUGGAGAAGUGCGAUCUCAGUUCAAAUUACGAGCUUGUAAUGCAGUAUUUACAGCAUUAGACCAUUGUCAGGAAGCUAUAGAAAUAACCAGUGAAGAUCAUGUCAUUCAGUAUGUUAAUCCAGCCUUUGAACGGAUGAUGGGGUAUCAUAAGGGAGAGCUUAUUGGCAAGGAACUUACUGAACUACCAAAAAGCGAUAAAAAUCGUGCAGAUCUUUUAGACACUAUCAACACAUUUAUUAAAAAAGGAAAGGAAUGGCAAGGGGUUUACUAUGCAAGAAGAAAAUCAGGAGACAGUAUCCAGCAGCAUGUGAAGAUAACACCUGUGGUUGGUCAAGGAGGGAAAAUACGACACUUUGUGUCACUCAAAAGGCUGCGUUGUACCAAUGAAAACAACAAACAGCUCUACAAGAGCCACUGUGAUGAGAAGUAUACAGGAGACAAUUCUCAGUCAGAAUCCCAUUCCUUCCGAUGCAAGAACAGAAGGAAAGACUCGAUUGAUGUUAAGUCGAUAACAUCUCAAAGUAGUGAUGCCCCAAGUUUGCAGACCCGUCGGUACUCUUCGAUGGCAAGGAUCCACUCAAUGACAAUAGAAGCUCCUAUUACAAAGGUUAUUAAUAUAAUUAAUGCUGCCCAGGAAAACAGCCCCAUCACAGUAGCAGAGGCCUUGGACAGAGUUCUGGAAAUCUUGCGGACAACAGAACUUUACUCCCCUCAGUUAGGUACCAAAGAUGAAGAUCCUCACACAAGUGAUCUUGUUGGAGGUCUGAUGACUGAUGGCUUGAGAAGACUGUCAGGAAAUGAGUAUGUGUUUUCUAAGAAUAUGAACCUGAGCCACAGUCACUUUUCAGUGCCAGUUGCCAUCAAUGAUGUUCCACCUUGUAUUGCACAGCUCCUGGAUAAUGAGGAAAGCUGGGAUUUCAAUAUUUUUGAAUUAGAAGCUGUUACAAAUAAAAGGCCAUUAGUUUACUUGGGCCUAAAAGUUUUUGCUCGGUUUGGGGUUGCUGAGUUUUUGAACUGUUCGGAAGCAACACUACGAGCCUGGCUGCAGAUGAUUGAAGCCAACUACCAUUCCUCCAACUCCUAUCACAACUCCACGCACGCCGCGGAUGUUCUGCACGCAACAGCGUUCUUUCUUGGCAAGGAGAGAGUUAAGGGAAGCCUUGACCAUUUAGAUGAGGUGGCUGCAUUAAUAGCUGCCACCAUUCAUGAUGUAGAUCACCCUGGACGGACCAACUCUUUCCUGUGCAAUGCAGGCAGUGAAUUAGCUGUCCUUUACAAUGAUACUGCUGUAUUAGAGAGUCACCACACAGCGCUGGCAUUUCAGCUCACAGCUAAAGACAGCAAAUGCAACAUUUUCAAGAAUAUUGAUAGAAAUCACUACCGGACAUUGCGCCAGGCCAUUAUUGAUAUGGUUUUGGCAACAGAGAUGACAAAGCACUUUGAGCAUGUGAACAAAUUUGUGAACAGCAUCAACAAGCCAAUGGCAUCUGAUGAGAACAGCUCACACAGCGAAGGCAGCGACUGUGAAUGUACAGCCAAUAUCAAGAAUUUUCCAGAUAACCAGACACUGAUCAAGCGCAUGAUGAUUAAAUGUGCAGAUGUAGCAAAUCCAUGUCGCCCCCUAGAGCUAUGUAUUGAAUGGGCAGGGAGGAUUUCUGAAGAGUAUUUUGCACAGACCGACGAAGAGAAAAGACAGGGCCUGCCUGUUGUGAUGCCAGUAUUUGACAGAAACACCUGCAGCAUACCCAAGUCUCAGAUUUCCUUCAUUGAUUAUUUUAUAACAGAUAUGUUCGAUGCAUGGGAUGCAUUUGCACAUCUGCCUGUUUUGAUGCAACACUUGGCUAAUAACUAUAAACACUGGAAAACAUUAGAUGAGUUAAAGUGCAAGAGUCUCAGGCUUCCAUCGGAAAACAACAACUGA
Messenger RNA from Rhea pennata, 2658 nucleotides. It is a transcript of the gene PDE8B, whose product is annotated as phosphodiesterase 8B. Lineage: Eukaryota; Metazoa; Chordata; Aves; Rheiformes; Rheidae. Bases 1 to 2658 code for a protein of 885 amino acids. Gene Ontology annotation, biological process: signal transduction. The transcript has 22 exons. Gene Ontology annotation, molecular function: 3',5'-cyclic-AMP phosphodiesterase activity. The record is from RefSeq and is a predicted model, not a curated record.